Panicum virgatum (switchgrass) is the source of this 1377-nucleotide messenger RNA. Its product is annotated as alpha-1,3-arabinosyltransferase XAT3-like. The transcript has 3 exons. Lineage: Eukaryota; Viridiplantae; Streptophyta; Magnoliopsida; Poales; Poaceae. Bases 1 to 1320 code for a protein of 439 amino acids. The record is from RefSeq and is a predicted model, not a curated record. Gene Ontology annotation, molecular function: glycosyltransferase activity.
AUGAGUUUCUGCGAGGAGAAGCCUGGGAAGAGCAUGAAGAAGGCGCUCAUCCACCUCAACAUCGGCUUCGUCGUUGGCAUCCUCUCCGUGCUCCUCAUCUAUCUCGUCGCCUCGCAGCGGUCAGCGGCCUCAACGCCGAUCGCAGAUAAACAACUGAAUCAAGGUUCAGCAGAGAAGGGUAAGGUUGUGUACAACACCAAGGGCUACUACUCCGAAACCUGCGAAGUCGAUGGCGACGUCCGCAUCAACAGCACAGCCCUGACGGUGAGCCUUGUCCCGACCAGCUGGUCGGAGCACCGCGAGUGGAGGAUCCGGCCGUACUCCAGGAAGACCAUGCCGGACGUCAAGAUGGUCACCGUGACGCAGCUGCAGGACAAGGCUGCCGCCCCGGCGUGCACGGUGACCUACAGCGUACCGGCCGUCUUGUUCGCGCUCGGCGGGCUCACGGGCAACUUCUGGCACGACUUCACCGACGUGCUGGUGCCGCUGUUCAUCGCGUCGCGGCGGUACGCCGGCGAGGUCCAGUUCCUCAUAACCAACAUGCGGCCGUGGUACCCGGUGGCGUACAAGACCAUCCUGCAGGGCCUGUCCAAGUACGACGUCGUCGACCUAGACGACGACGCGCACGUGCGGUGCUUCCCGCACGUCACCGUCGGGAUCCAUCAGCACAGGGACCUGGGCAUCAUCCCCGAAUGGUCGCCAGGUGGGCGCCUCGCCACGCCCGACUUCACCCGGUUCGUGCGCGAGGUCUACGCGCUCCCGCGCGACGCGCCGGCGAGCCUGGUCCGGGAGCCGGGCAGGAGGCCGCGGCUGCUGCUGAUCCACCGCGGGCACAGCCGCCGGUUCAUGAACCGGCAGGAGAUUCUGCGGGCGGCGGAGGCGGCGGGGUUCGAGGCGGUGGCGAUGGAUCUCCGGCGCGACGUGACCGUGGACGAGCAGGCGCGGGUGGUGAACUCGUUCGACGUGCUGCUGGGCGUGCACGGCGCGGGCCUGACGAACUUGCUGUUCCUGCCGCCGGGCGCGGUGCUGAUCCAGGUGGUGCCGUACGGGAAGAUGGACGUGAUCGCGACGCUGGAGUUCGGCGAGCCGGCCAAGGAAAUGGGGCUCAGGUACCUCGACUACAGCGUGACCGCCGAGGAGAGCACGCUGCUGGAGAUGCUGGGGUCGGAGCACCCGGCGAUCAAGCACCCAGGCGCCAUCCACCGCAGCGGGUGGGACAAGAUGACCGAGUUCUACCUCGACAAGCAGAGCGUACGCAUCAACAUCGCCCGCUUCACGGCCACUCUCACGCAGGCGUUCGACUACCUACGCCAGCAGUAGACACACAUUAAAUCACCAUGGUCCAUGGCAAAUCGAACAUUUCUGUAAUUUCAGGGU